AUAGAUAGAUGGAUGACAAUGUUUAAGAAAUUUCCUACAGUUUGAGCAUACUUCUUGUCCUGUCAGGGCUGCGUGAAAAGUGAUUUUCAUUUUAAAAUCAUGUUUUAUAUUAAUUAGCAAACAGAAAAAUGAGUGAAGAUCAUGGAGAAUUAGAAGUUAAUUAAUGCAAGCAUGGUUUAGUCCAACCUGUAGAAUAGAACAAUGAACUGGUAUGUACAGCUGUUAUCUAACAGACCACAUCUUGUAAUUCUAGUAUCUGGAGCCUUCUCAAUUCUAGCUUUAGUGCUCUCACUCACUGUAGGAGAACUUCCAGACUUCUCAGACCCUCAAGCGGGGUUUGAGUCACGUGGGACCGAGAUCAGUGAUAGAUUGGUCGCUUGGUCCAAUCUUCUGGACUCUGUCAGCCAUGUUGGACCCCUUAUAUCCAAUCCUAACCUUCUGACCAAUCUUAAACCAAGGGUACGGAAACGGAAAAGAAAAGAGAAAAAGAAGAAUUCAAGAGUUGAUCGGUUCAAGCGAGAUCUAAGAUUUAAAACUGGAAAGGAUGAAAAGCAGAUUUUAGGGAUCGACAAUUCUAUCUCAGUUUCAAUCAGGAUUCAAAAUGGCGGAAAGACUCAACUGGGAAAACAGCUAACCCCGCGAACCGGACGAUCAGCUGACUCAAACAUGGAGAAUCGGAACGCUUGGUUGUGUGGGGAUCCAGUUGCUGAGUAUGUACAUGUAGUGUACGAGAGUAUGAGGGGAGAAAGCUUGUUUACAAUGGAUUCUAUUCUCUCCAUGUGCAGGCUUGAAUCAGUUUAUUUAAAAACAAGAGAGGAGUUCAACGAACUCUGCGAGACUAAGGGUCCUGCUGACUGCUGUCCUGGUUGGUCCCUGGGAGGAUACAUUGCUCUGCUCUUCAAUAGAACUUCUUGUUUUACUAUUCAGGAGUCUGACGUAGAUCUUACUCUUCAGCUAGCAAAACAAUGCUUUCCCCAUUAUAAGGCUGGUCGAUUAACAGCUGGCUGUUUGGAUGAUUACAGCGACUGUACGGGAGUGCCAGUACAGUGUGUACAACACAAUGCAAUAUUUACAAUCUUACAUUUCCUCACAGAUCAAUCUUUUCCUGAUGAACAGGGAAAUCUAAAGUACGCAAUAUCCUUCCUUCCCCUUGCCCGCAGCUCUGCAAUGAUGCCGUUCUAUGGAGGUUUAGACGGAGUUAAAAUCUCUGACGGAAGAACACAGAUUGUUGCCAUGGAUCUUGGUUUGAAAGAUGCUUUGUUUAACAAAUAUCUACUCCAGGAUGCCCACUAUCUUCUACUCUCACUAAUACUCAUAUUUUUCUCAGUGUGGGUAUUCACGAGCUCCUUGACGAUCACCCUGGCCUCCCUCUCUGCAAUCCUCUUCUCCUUGGUGAUUGCGUACUUCAUCUACACCUUCAUCUUCAACCUCUCCUUCUUCCCCUUCAUGAAUAUACUCGCUGUUAUAAUUGCUUUAGGAGUUGGAACUGAUGACACAUUUAUCCUUGCUAAAGUUUGGAACAAGAGCCAACAGACUUUUAAGAAAGGGAAUGAACCUGAUGUACUUGAAGACCUAGUAAACUACACACUAUGCCACGCUUCACUAAGUAUGCUGGUUACCUCAAUCACUACUGCAGCUGCAUUCUUCGGAUCCAUUGUAUCCAACAUCACUGCAAUCAAGUGUUUUAGUAUUUUUGCUGGUUUAACUAUCCUGGCAAACUUGUUACUCAUGUUGUCCUGGGUUCCAGCUUGGAUGGUUCUUCAUCAUAAACUUAUGAAUUUACAGAUUUUACCUGAAACUACCCUACCUCCUGCACUCAAAUCAUUCAGCCAAAGUGUUCUAGCUUGCUACAAUAAGAGUCAAGGCUUUGUGAAUAAGUUUUACGAUACUGUUCUGCCAUGUGUUGUGAUCCGGCCUAAAAUACUAUGGAUUAUUCUGCUAGGAAGUAUGGUUGUAUUGAGCAGUAUUGUAUUGUUCUACCUGCCCGGCCUACGUCUACCUGCCUCCGACCAGCUGCAGCUCUUCACCUCCACACACCCCUUCGAGAUAUAUGACUUCAAGUUCAGGAAUAUGUUUGACUUUGAGAAGAGCUACCAGAAACAGUUUAAUGUAAACAUGCCCCUUAGAUUUGUCUGGGGGGUUCAAGAUGUAGAUAAUGGAAACCAUUUGAACCCAGGGGAUAGAGGAAUGAUGAGGUUGGAUAGCAGUUUUGAUAUCUCGACAAAAGAAGCACAAUCUUGGAUGUUCAAGUUCUGCCAGGAGCUUAAACGGCAGCCAUUUUACAAGCUUGUUACUGGCCGGCUUCAACUAUCCAACUGCUUCGUUCAAACUUUCAGGGAUUGGAUGUCCAGACCCUGUCAUAAUGAUCUUUCAAAGGAGGAUCAUAGACCCUGCUGCAGAGAAUCUCAUUUCCCUUUUCCACCCGCCAUCUUUAAUCAGUGUUUACAACUAGCUGUUGAGGAUCUAUACGAGACUCCUUCUGAUCUCUGGUUGCCUGGAGUAGCUGGACCCAAAUUUGAUAUCAUCUCAAGGAAUGUUUCUGCAAUCAUUAUUGAGUUUGAGUCAAAUCAACUGUUUUCCUUUAAAUACGCGGAAAUGCAGGAAUUCUACUUUACAGUAAAUAAAUGGUUUAAGGAGAUACUUGUAUCCGCCCCUGCUGAGCUCUCGGGGGGUUGGUUUUCCAGCUACCUGGAGUUUUAUGAUCUUCAACAAUCCUUGCUUCAGGGAACCUACAUAGCCAUCAUAGUUGCCAUGCUCAUUAGUUUUGUUGUUCUCCUGGUGGCAACGCAGAACGUUGUGUUGAGUAUGUUUGCUAUUGCUACAGUUUUCAGUAUCAUCAUGGUUACCGUAGCAAUCCUUCUACUUCUAGGUUGGGAGCUAAAUAUACUUGAAUCUGUAGUUGUAUCACUUGCUAUUGGUCUCUCAGUAGACUUUACUCUUCACUACGGAAUUAUGUACAAGCUGGCUGUAGACACUGAAAGAGAGGCAUGUGUGAACUUUUCCUUGUCUACUAUGGGUAGUCCUGUUAGUAUGGCAGCCUUUACUACCUUCCUAGCAGGGGUUGUUCUUCUUCCUAGCAGAGUUCUAGCUUAUAUCCAGAUUGGCACCUUCAUCACUAUACUGAUGGUGAUAUCUUGGAUAUUCUCAACUAUUUUCUUCCAGGCAAUUCUAGGUUUGUGGGGACCCCAGGAGAAAUCUACAUUUACCCUUCCUUACCUGGAGAAAUUGUGCUGUACUCAAACCCUAGACCAGGAGGAGGAGUUAGAGAAUAAGCAGGCCUACACAGUCUCAGACAGUGCUAUCUCUCAGAUGUCAAACUCCAACAUGAGUUAUAAGGUUGAUAACUCUCCUGAAAUGUUGCUACGAGGCGGGAAUGGAAAUCCUCAGGGACAGAAGAGUUUAAAGAAAAGAUGUUUUUCUUACUCUAAACCCAACGAAAAUAAUAAUAGCAGAUUGUUAGAGGGGGGAGGGGGUGGUAGAAGUAAAAGCUGUGAUCUAACUGAAACUCCUUUAACCCUAGCGGAUACUCAACUAACGAUGCUAGAAGACCAACAGGAGAUUGAUGAUGGUGAAGUUUGUGAAAUAACAGCGACUGAAACAGAAUUAGGAGUUACAGUUACAACAACAGUAGCUACCUUACAUACAGUCCCCAGUUUCAGAACAGCACAGCGUGGAUUCAUGGAUUCUCCUGGCAGAAGGUCUAUUGAUGAAAUCGGCCGAGAGAUUGGAAAUCGGCGGCCAAUAGAUGAACCAAUGUUUGUCUCUGACGGGCGAACCAUUCGAUCAGAUCCGUUUCAUAUUCAGUCAUUAAAGAAAAGUGGAGUUCACGGAACAAAAUCUAAAUCUUGUCAGGACGGAGAGUGCUGUUCUGAGGGGAGAGGAAUGAAUGGGAAAGGGGAAGGAAAAGGAUCUAAAGUGAAAGUGGAAAAUAGAACCGUUGUGAGCAAGGAAAAAGAAGACAUGAAAGUGAGCAAGGAGAAGAAUGAACCUCCAGCAGUGAACACUCCCGACGGACUGGAUGUUGUUGAUCUCUGUGAAGAAGUUGAUCUGGGACUAGGAGAGGAAUAUCAUGUUCCAGGUCCAGGAAAUGGUGUUGAUCUACCUGCUAUUGCUGGAGAUAUUAUUAAUGAGGCGGAAGAUAUAAGACCUGUUGAUGGAGCUCCUUGUCCUCCACCACAUUAUCCCUUGGACAAAGCAAAGAUGCUAACGGAUAGAAGUGAAUCACCGCCUCUAAGUUGUCCGCUAGAAAAAUCUGCUAAACCUGUUGAAACUAGCGGAGCUAUUCCAAAAUACUCCAGGAAGAAAAGUUUACCUGAAUCUGCCUUUAUGGCAGGUCCAGACAUACAUCAACAACCUUAUCAGCUCAUUGGCUCACCCAGAUCAAGCUCAAACAGCUCUAAAAAACGUGAUCGCCGACCUAAAAGUAGUUUCGGUUCAACUCCUCAAUCCCAGUUUAGCAUAGAACGACGACCUAAGAGUAGUGCUUCCAUUUUGGGUAAAAAUGGCGGUCAUGAGGUGUGUACCUGUCCUGUAAAGGAAUCCCCCAGGAAACUGGAAACAGCGCUUCCUGCUCAAUCAAAAGGAAGUUUAGUUGAUAGUGAUUUUGCUCCUGUUGCUGCUCCCAGAUCCUUUGCUGCUGGAUAUACUGCUCCUGUUCCUCCAGGGUUUGAAACAGCAGAGGAUCCGGGGAUUAUCAAUCCUCCUCUGCGUGUCCUCGGAAAAGAUUCCUUUGAUCUCAAUUAUGUGAAAAAGGCGUUCGGUGCCCCUGAAUCAAGUAAAGUAGAAGAAGGUUACAUAAAGAGUUAUGUCGCCCCUGAAUCUAGAAUGGAGGAAGUAAAGGGGUUUAUUGUUUCAACGGAGAACCCUUCAGGAGAUGGAUUUAAACCUAUAGACAAUAUCGUAGAACAAGAGAUGGGAUGGAACUCUCCUAAAACAAGGAACCAUCGUGAUUUGACCAACAAAGGGGCUCAUAAGGGAUCAUUAGAGACAGGGACACACAGGUCCUCAAGGGGAUCAAAUCCAGUAGCAGAAAUAUUCGAUACAAAUCAACCCCUACCUCCCAUAAGGCACUCUGAGGAUAUUUGUUUACCAACUGUUACCCCUCCUCCACCUCGUAAUCAACCCCCUCGUGUUUGUGGUCCUACUCCUGUAAUCCGGGAAACACGUGGUCGGGAUACUCGUGGCCCUACUCCUGGUCGAGAUACACGUGGUCAUCCACCUACAGUCCGGGACACACGUUGUCCUCCUCCUGUUCUCCGACAAGGAUCUCUCGAUCAGCUUCUGCGGGAUCCGAAACAUUUCAGUGGAAUAUAUCCCAGAUUGGAUUCCACAGAUCUGAUGAUAAAUGAUCCUGAAUUAAACUAUGCUGAGCAGAGAUCAGUGCAACGAAUAGAUCAAGACCUGGACUAUAGAUCAUUAAGAAUGGACCGAUAUUCGGAUCGUUCAACAAGUGAUCAUAAACCUCGCAGAGAUCAAUCCGAUAGAAUAGUGAUGAAAGAUCAAGAACGGGUCGGAAAACGCUCCUCCAGCUCCGUGCACCAGGGAGGAGAGGAUUCUAGAUAUACAGAGCACAUGACGAACAGAACUAACCAGGAUGAAUUCAAGCGAAGAAGUUCUCUUCGUCGUCAUAAAGUGGAAGUGUCGUCCUUGAAGGACAAGAGCCAAGAUAAAGACAGAAGUAUCCUGUCUAAAUCUACUGAAACUAUUCUAAUACGAGGCGACGAUGACCCUAUCCCUAUCCUACCCAACAAGAAGACAGGAACUCCUGAUGUCUGGGUUCUAAGAACCCUCAGAGCUUAAAUAUAAACCUUUAAAGGGACUGAUAACGAAAUUUUAAGUUACCCUCCUUUUAAACCUUCGCUUGGGAAAUGGUUGGAAAUUGUUUCUCUCUGAAAAUUGAUAUUUUACAACCUCGGUGUUACUUUUUAACAAUUGAUAUAAAUUUAUCGGUAGAAACUAUAAUAGUACCUUUAAGAUCGGUAAAACGUUGUCAGUCCUUUCAACGGUCGGUAAAAAUUUAAAAUUCUCAAUUAUUGCCUCUUUAUAAAUUCAUAGUUAAUAAAUUAAACAAAUAACUAAAUCAUCUUCAAAAAUUUUUGUGAAUCUGAAACCAAUACCCAAAGCCCCAAGAGCCAGAAACUUAAGAAAUUACAAAUAUAUCGAUCAGAGCAAAUUUGUGAAAAUCAUAAUCAUAAUCCAAUUUUUUUAUAAAUAUUUAAGUUUUAAAUAUUAAAUAAAUAUCAAAGUUCUGGCUCAGGGCGUGGAUCUUAUCAUGCUCAAACCCUGUACAAUUGAACCGUGUGGUGUUAAAAAUUAUUUAUUUUUUCUCAGUUAAAAAUUACAAGCUAUAAUAAAUAAUGUUACCAUAAAUCAAUGCAACAAAAGUAUUAUCAAUGUAUAAAUUCAUAACCCUGUUUUUAUCCAUAAUUAAGGAUCAUUUUUCCAAGAUGAA
This is a messenger RNA of Eurytemora carolleeae, 6451 nucleotides long. It is a transcript of the gene disp, whose product is annotated as protein dispatched. Lineage: Eukaryota; Metazoa; Arthropoda; Copepoda; Calanoida; Temoridae. The record is from RefSeq and is a predicted model, not a curated record. Gene Ontology annotation, cellular component: membrane. The transcript is spliced from 50 exons. Bases 202 to 5799 code for a protein of 1865 amino acids.